AUGGCUUCCGAAGAUUACACUCGCACUCCAACGUUAAUGCUAGAAGGACAAGAUACUCCCUGCGAAGAAGAGAACAUGGAGUAUCCCACCGGCUUUCAAUUCCUUGUCGUGCUCCUUGCCAUGGGCAUGUCGUUGAUCCUCACUGGCUUGGAUUUCAACAUGAUCGCAACAGCAUUGCCAACGGUUACCACGCAUUUCGGGACCAUUGAAGAUGUUGGUUGGUAUUACUCGGCAUAUCGCUUGACCUCCUGCUCGUUUCAAUUCAUGUUUGGAAAGCUGUACCAUCUGUUCUCAGUCAAAUGCGUGUUCCUCAUCUCAGUCGUCAUUUUUGAGAUCGGGUCGUUGAUCGCCGGUGUAGCGCCUACUUCCGCCGCGCUGGUUCUGGGACGUGCGAUCUCUGGGAUGGGCUGCGCGGGUAUCAUAUCUGGAGUCUUCACCAUGGUAGUGCAGAGCUUCCCACUUCGCCAACGUCCCUUUUUUACUGGUAUCGCGGCUGGGGUUGAGGGUGCGUCGGCGACUGUAGCCCCACUACUUGGGGGCGCAUUGACCGAUUCCAUCUCCUGGAGAUGGUGUUUCUAUCUCAACUUGCCCAUUGGGGGCUUGUCCUUCCUAUUGAUCUUACUUUUCUUCCAACACCCUCAGAAGAAUACCCGUGUAAGCCUGUCAUGGAGAGAGAAGCUCCACCAACUUGAUCUCCUCGGAACGAGCAUCUUUGUGCCCUCUAUCACGUCCAUGUUGCUAGCCCUACAAUGGGGUGGCUCCAAGUAUGGAUGGGGUAACGCACGGAUCAUUGUUCUCUUCAUAUUAACGGCUGCCCUUUUGGGAACAUUCAUGUGGCAGGAAAGGAGAAGAGGUGGUAACGCCCUGCUUCCGGGGCGAAUCAUGCGGCGUCGCAGUUUGCUCGCAGGAAUGUGGUUUUCCUUUUGCAACAACUCCACACUCUCCGUUUUCGAGUAUUAUAUACCAACCUAUCUUCAAGUGGUUCGCGGUGCAUCCGCCAUGACAUCCGGUGUGCUGAGCCUUCCCAUCGCGAUCGGUGUGCCUGUUGCUGUCAUGUGUGGAAGUUCCGCCAUCAGCCUUCUAGGAUACUAUACCCCGUUCAUGAUUGUUACCGGGAUAUUGACGCCCAUUGCGGCAGGCUUGCUGACAACGUUGUCAGUGGAUCAGUCCCUGGCCUCUCUUCUCGGCUACCAGGCGCUCUUGGCCGUAGGAGCGGGCGUGGGCUUCCAAGGCCCUCAGGUUGCAGCCCAGACUAUUCUACCAGUCGAUGAUUCCCCCAUGGGCAUUGCCCUGAUUAUCUUUGCUCAGAAUUUCGGGCCGGCUCUCUUCGUCUCUAUCGUGCAGACCAUUUUCACGGGACAGCUGCUCACACGUUUGGGGCCAUUGUUGCCCAAUCUAGACACGUACUCGUUGUCGGCUAUGGGAAUGUCCGAUUUGGAGAAGUAUGUCCCUUCCACUGAUAUUCCUCGGGUGAUCGAGGCCUACGACAAGGCCUUGACAACGGCUUUCUUCUUCCCUGUCGGUCUAGCCUGUGCCAGCAUGAUUGGAGCGCUGGGGAUGGAAUGGAGAAGCGUGAAGCGAAAGGAUGCUUGA
This is a messenger RNA of Aspergillus caelatus, 1593 nucleotides long. Its product is annotated as MDR family MFS transporter. Gene Ontology annotation, biological process: transmembrane transport. Lineage: Eukaryota; Fungi; Ascomycota; Eurotiomycetes; Eurotiales; Aspergillaceae. The coding region runs from base 1 to 1593 and encodes 530 amino acids. The transcript has 5 exons. The record is from RefSeq and is a predicted model, not a curated record. Gene Ontology annotation, molecular function: transmembrane transporter activity.